AUGGAGGAAGAGAUGAAGAAAUUGAGCAAGAGCUUAGGAGGAUUCUGCAACCAUCUCCAAAGCAGCUGCGAUGCUUUCAAUCAAUCUCUCCAGCGUCGCCCUAUCCCUCUCGAUUCUGCUUCGUCGACUUUCAUCAAGAGCUUGACCCGUAAACUCUCGACAGCUGGCACUGAGCUCAACUUCCUUGAGUCCAUGUCUUUCGGUACUGUCUCCUUCGAGGAGCUCUUGGGACAUUGCAAUCAGAUCUAUAAAAGGAACCAAGAGGAGGUUUUGAAUCUUCAGGACCGUCUCACUGACUUUGGCUACGUUCCUGAUGAUUCGCCAAAUUUCAAGAGCCUUGGGCUUUCAGAUGCUUGUCUUGCAACUUUAGCUUCACAAAGUAAAGGAGGAAGAUUUGUCUCAUCUACUACUGUGAAGGAUUCUUACAACACGUCUUUGGAAGAAUCUGUGAAGGGCAAGCCGUUUGAGACUAGUGCUCUACCUGUUCCAAAGACGUCAGAGCUUUCCAAUGAAGAUGAGAAUGUGGCAGUAGAGAUGGGUAGAACUUCAAGGCCAAGUAUUACAUUGAUAAAAGAAGAAUAUGAAAAUCUCCCUUCUUUCAUGAAGACUCUUGCAUCAUGGGAGGAUCUGCUCAGUGCCGUGGAGAAAUUCAAUUCAGUCCUCUGUAGUAAGAAGGGAACAAAUGGGUCUUACUACUUCCGUGCAGAUGAAAUCCCAACUCUAGGCCUUGGGAAUAAGGAGAAAGCUUACACACUGCUACUGACACGGAUGAAGAGAUUGGUGGUUGAGACAACGGACGGCGUUGUAUCCUAUAGAGUUGCGUAG
This is a messenger RNA of Eruca vesicaria subsp. sativa (arugula), 825 nucleotides long. Lineage: Eukaryota; Viridiplantae; Streptophyta; Magnoliopsida; Brassicales; Brassicaceae. The record is from the annotation of a GenBank genome assembly.